Messenger RNA from Dichomitus squalens LYAD-421 SS1, 390 nucleotides. RefSeq lists its product as uncharacterized. The record is from RefSeq and is a predicted model, not a curated record. The transcript has a single exon. The coding region runs from base 1 to 390 and encodes 129 amino acids. Lineage: Eukaryota; Fungi; Basidiomycota; Agaricomycetes; Polyporales; Polyporaceae.
AUGGAGCCGGAUUGGGAAACAGCACUAGGUGCAGGGUGCGCGGUCUUAAAGACAACAGCUGGGGCCAGGAGAACAUCUGUCGAAGCACUGUGGACAAUCCUAUGGUCAGAAUCAGUUCAUCCCAUAUGGAAACUACGAUGCGAAAGAGUGAUGAGGAGAAGCGGAGAGGAGUUCACACAUCAAGAGGUGAAGAACGCAUGGUUUGCGACGAUCGAACGGCGACUGAACCUUGAUCAGAGGCUAUCCGUUCUUACGAAGAGCAAGAAAGACCUGAAACAAAGUGAAGUAGAGGGGAUAUGGGCCCCAAUCGUUGACGGACACAGAAACUUACCCGAGGGAUGGGUCGGCAAUAGCGGGGUUUUAGUGGGUAUUAAAAGGGGUCAGGGAUAA